CUUUUGCGGACCGAAUCGCAUCAGAGGGGAGCUCGGUGGAAUAGAAGGCCCACCUUGCCUCUCGGGUGUCGAAGAAGGGAGACUCUAAAACGACAGAGAUUCAAUAUGACAUGUCUAGUUUGUUCAACCCCCUGGGCCACGUGCGGGAGCAUGCCCAAAUUGAGGAGGACGACACCACGUUCCCGGAAACAUCAUUCAACUCAUCCAUGGCGCCACGACAGCAGAUGAGAGCUCCUGCCUCUCCGGAAUCACGAUGGCCGUCCGUCAAGACCAGGGAAUCACCACGGAUCAUAGGUAAACGCGUGCGAGGGAUGAGCGUACCGGCUAGAAACUCGUCACGACCGGGGCCCUCCGAGGCUGGGUUUCCGCUGUCGCCUGAAGGCAUGCAGCCGAACCACAAACGUGCCGGCGGCCUGGAUGCCACGUCGGCUUUGAUGCCCGGUUCGGAGGAGAAUAGAGCGCCUUAUGCGUCAACCCGGAGUGCAUCCCCUAUCAAGCUCAUUCGACGGGACAGGACCCGAGACGUGGUGGGAGACGCGGCAGCCUCUGCUCGGACCACUCCUGUUGGUAAACACGUCUACGCUACUGGGUUGGGGUCUCCUGUCGCGCGGGGUAAACAGGCUGCAGCAUGGCCCCGUCUAUCUCUAUGGACGACGGAGGAAGACUCGCACGAGUCGAAGACGCCAAAGGGCCUUGGAUCGGCCGCCAGCAAGGCGAAGAACUCGGGUGGCCAGCGGAUGGUGGAUUUGUUCUUAAGCAACCGACGGAAGCAGAUUGAGGGCUGCGACGAGGUGGAAGCAUUUGUUUAAGCAGGUACGAACCAUCAACUCGAAACGUAAUACGUAACGUUGGAUGCUGGGUGGUUUGUUGGAGAGCCGCAGUUGACUAUUCUUUCUUUCUUUCUUUCUUUUUUUUUUUUUUGCGUUGGCGACCUGGGGCCAAAAUGGAGUUGGUUUAACACGAUGAAGCAGGAUAGGUAUAACCCACUGUAAUAAUAUGUCUAUCUGACGGGGAACGCGUUAGUUGGAAGUUGAAGAAGACAGACGAAUACCAAUAUCAUUCAUUAUAUGCCACCAACGGGCACAACAUCAGCGGUCUUUUAUCCCAAGGAUGUGGCAUCG
Messenger RNA from Sodiomyces alkalinus F11, 1121 nucleotides. RefSeq lists its product as hypothetical. The transcript has a single exon. The record is from RefSeq and is a predicted model, not a curated record. Bases 111 to 809 code for a protein of 232 amino acids. Lineage: Eukaryota; Fungi; Ascomycota; Sordariomycetes; Glomerellales; Plectosphaerellaceae.